AUGAAGUACAUGACCGCUAGCGAGGUUCGAUCGACCUUCAUCAAUUUCUUCCGCGAAAAGAAGGAGCACACGUAUGUGCAUUCCUCCUCGGUGAUCCCCCACGAUGACCCGACCCUGCUCUUCGCCAAUGCCGGGAUGAACCAAUUCAAACCCCUCUUCCUGGGUGUAGCCGAUCCAUCUUCCGAUCUGGCCAAGUUGAAGCGCGCCGUCAACACGCAGAAGUGCAUCCGCGCCGGAGGAAAGCACAACGACCUCGACGAUGUCGGCAAGGACGUCUACCAUCACACCUUCUUCGAGAUGUUGGGUAACUGGUCCUUCGGAGAUUAUUUCAAGCGGGAGAUCAUCACUUGGGCCUGGGAGCUGCUGACGAAGGUGUAUGAAAUCCCGGCCGAUCGCCUCUACGUUUCAUACUUCGCCGGUGAUGUCGAAGCCGGAGUCGAGCCGGACAAUGAGGCAAAGGAGAUUUGGAUGAGCAUUGGAGUUCCCGAGAAUCGGAUUCUACCAUUCAAGGAGGACAACUUUUGGGAGAUGGGUGACGUUGGACCAUGCGGGCCCUGCUCGGAAAUCCAUUUUGAUAGGAUCGGAAACCGAGAUGCCUCCUCACUCGUGAACAUGGACGACCCGAUGGUGGUCGAGAUCUGGAAUUUGGUGUUCAUCCAGUACAACAGAGAGGAGGGUGGUGCGUUGAGGUCGCUUCCCGCCAAGCAUAUCGACUGCGGACUUGGGUUGGAAAGGCUGAUCGCUGUCAUGCAGGAGAAGACAAGCAACUACGAUACCGACGUCUUCACGCCGCUGUUCAGCGCCAUCCAGCAAGGCACCGGGGCUCGCCCGUACACCGGGCUUCUCGGGGAUGAGGACAAGGAUGGUGUGGACAUGGCCUAUCGUGUCGUCGCUGACCACAUCCGCACAUUGACGAUCGCCUUGUCCGAUGGAGGGCGUCCAGAUAAUACAGGACGAGGCUACGUCCUGCGCCGAAUUCUCCGCCGUGCCGUCCGCUACUCAAACGAGAAGCUUUCCGCCAAGCCCGGCUUCUUCGCCUCACUGGUUCCAGUUGUUGUCGACCUUUUGGGCGAGACUUUCCCGGAACUACGCCGUGACCCUCAGACCGUUAAAGAUAUCAUCAAUGACGAAGAGACGCAAUUCCUGAAGACGCUCUCUCGCGGUCGUGUGCUUUUCCAACGUGCCAUCGCUGCCCUGCCCGCCGGCCAAACCAAGUUCCCCGGAGAUGUCGCCUGGCGCCUCUACGAUACCUACGGAUUCCCCGCUGAUUUGACGCAGCUGAUGGCCGAGGAAAAGGGGCUGAAGGUGGACCAGGAGGAGUUCGAGCAGAAGCGCAAGGAGGCCAUCGAGGUGUCUUCUGCUGGUGCCGGCAAAGUGCGCGACACGCUCGAUUUGGACGUUCAUGCGAUCGCCGAACUCAACCAAAAGGGCGUUCCGAAAACCGACGACUCGCCAAAGUACGCCUACAAGGACGACGGAAAGAGCGACCUUUCAUCAGCUUAUUCCUUCGAGCCCUGCAACGGAAAAAUUUUGGCCAUCCGGAAAGACGGCGGCUUCGUGGAAAGCCUUUCGGCAGGCGACGAGGGUGCCCUGAUCUUGGACAGGACGUGCUUCUACGCUGAGCAAGGAGGACAAAUUUACGAUACCGGUGUUCUGACGAAGGCUGAUGGCUCCGAAUUCUCCGUCACAAAUUGCCAAGUGCGCGGCGGCUACGUCGUGCUGGUCGGACGGGUCGAAGGGGAGCUGAAGAUUGGGGACGAGUUGACGCAGCGACUUGACGAGGAACGCCGUUCCUUGAUCAUGAAGAACCACACGGGCACCCAUGUGCUGAACUUUGCUCUGCAGAAAGUGCUUGGUGAUGUCGACCAGAAAGGAUCGCUUGUCGCCCCUGAUCGAAUGCGCUUCGACUUUACCGCCAAGCAAGCAUUGACCGGCAAACAGGUCCUUGACGCCGAGAACCUGGCCCAAACUGUCAUCGACAAGCGCACGCCCGUCUACGCGAAAGAAGCUUCACUGGCCCAGGCCCAGCAAGUAAAUGGGCUGCGUGCUGUUUUCGGAGAGGCAUACCCUGAUCCCGUGCGCGUCGUAGCCGUUGGCGUGCCUGUCGAUGAGCUUCUCUCCGACCCAGCUGGCACCAAGGGAACGGAAACGCCCGUCGAGUUCUGCGGUGGAACCCAUCUUCACAACGUUGGCCACAUUGGCAGGCUGGUCAUCACCACGGAGGAGGCUAUUUCCAAGGGCGUCCGCAGAAUCAUCGCCGUCACGGGGCCUGAAGCGGAGCGUGCCAUCCAACGCGCCGACCGGAUGGAGACGCGCGUCUCAGAGCUGUCGGCAGCCGUGAAGAACGUUGGACCGUCGCUCUAUUCGAACAAGGCGGAAUUCCAGAAGAAGGGCAAGGAGGCCGUCGAGUUGUUGAAUGAAAUGAACGCGAUGCAACUGCCGAGCUGGCGCAAAGAAUCCAUCCGCGAGCACAUCAAGGCCGUGCAAAAGACGCUGGAUAAAUAUCAAAAGGAUGCGCAGAAGAUCCUCGAGGAUGCGGUCAUGGCCGAGGCCACCGCGCUGGUCACGGAUGCACAGCCCGAGGUUCUCGUGCACAUCUUCUCGCCCGGCGCCAACUCCAAGACGCUCGAUGGCGCCAUCAACAAGCUGCUCAAGGAAUCGAAGGCAGUGAUGGCCUUCUCGAUGACGGAGGACAACAAAAAGGUCACCGUUAUGGCCAAAGUCGAUAAGACAUUGAUCGCCAAGGGCCUCAAGGCCUCUGAGUGGGUCGGCGCCGUCUGUGACGUUCUCGGAGGGCGAGGAGGCGGCAAAGAAGCAAACGCUCAGGCUACCUGCGACCAGCCCGUGCAGAUCGAUGCCGCCGUCGAGCUGGCCCGCCAAUUCUCGGCCACAAAAAUCGCA
Mesorhabditis spiculigera is the source of this 2901-nucleotide messenger RNA. NCBI's taxonomy places the organism in Eukaryota, Metazoa, Nematoda, Chromadorea, Rhabditida, Rhabditidae. The record is from the annotation of a GenBank genome assembly.